ACUCGCAAUCGGGCUUCCGUUGCCGAAUUCCAGGGUCACGCAUUGCCUGCCAGACAUUACUGCCAGCGCUGUCUGGACGUUUUUUGGUCAGAUCCGGGCAAAAAAACAACUCAGACUUUCGAAAAACAACAGAAUGGAUUUCGGUGAUAAGGUCGAUGGAGUACUAACUAGGAAGACCGCUUUUUACUGAAUGGACAGGACCGGUCGGUCGGCAGAAAGACCGGUCUGAGCUAUCCGUUUUAAUUAGAAACUCAACCCAAAAAAGUAGGACGUCAGCACUAAAGUUUUACUGGGUCACGGGAAUGGGCUUAUUGGACGCCCGUUACUUCCCUAAAAAGUAAGUUCCUCUAUCCUCUGACUCACAAACACAGACCGAGAAGCACCCGGCGUUUGUGUUAGUCACGAUCCACGUCCCGGAGCAAUACCUGAGGCGCCCCGCGGCUGGCUGUCAGGUGAUAGGUGUGGCGCUGGGUGGGACCGCUUUGUUCUGCCCUUACCUGCGGACGCGUGCUCGUGUAUGUGCACGUUGUUUUCUUGCUGAGAACUUCUUGCAGGAGUCUCCGCUGUAACAGACACCGACUGUCCCACAAAGGCAGCGUUAACGCGGGGUGAGAAGAAGGAUCGGGGGGAAUCGCCCGGCCAGGAACAAAAACUCGCCAUGUGGAAUAAUGUGACGUGAAUCUACAUCAAGAACCUGGAUUAAUGGCAGCCGAUAAAGGUUUUAUCCCGGUGUUGUACAUUUAUUGACAUUGGGUCACGGAUAGAUAUUAUCAACUGUGAAUUGAACCGCUCGGGCGCUCGGUUGUCAUGGCGUUGUCACAGGUCCAGUGUCUGGACAACCAGAACGUCAACUCACGCGUCAGCGAGAGCAAGCCGGAGUUCUUCUACAGCGAGGACCAGAGACUGGCGCUGGAAGCCCUCAUCUCCUCGGGCCGAGAUGGUUUUAUGGACUCCGUCCACGAGAAGGGCAUCCGGGAGUUCCUCUCAGAGCCGGAGCUCGAAUGGCUCGCGCGCACAGCCGAGGCCUACCGUCCCGGGUUCGAACAUCCCCUGCAAAAGGCCGAGGUGGCCGCCGGACCUGGGAACCUCACCCCGGGGUCCGUGGACGACGCGCUAUCUCUGCAGUACUGGCCGGACCUGUCCGAGGCCUCGGUGGCCGAGCUGGAUCUGGGCUGGCCCGAUUCGAUCAACUACCGUGGGAUCACGCGCGUGGCCGUGCACACGCAACCCCCGAUCGAGGGACACACGCACAUCAAGGAGGUGGUGCGCAAAACGAUUGCAGCGGCCUCGAAGGUGAUUGCUGUGGUGAUGGAUGCGUUCACAGACGUGGAUAUCUUCCGGGACAUGUUGGACGCCAGCUUCAAGCGUAAAAUCCCUGUUUACAUCAUCCUCGACCACGCAGCUGUCCCCAGUUUCCUGGCCAUGUGCAGCCGAGCUGAUAUGCAUCGAGGGCACCUAAAGAACCUGCGUGUGCGUUGCUGUGGCGGCGUGGAGUUCCACACCCGCGUGGCCCAGAAGGUGUGCGGCUCUCUGAACCAGCGUUUCCUCCUGGUGGACGGGGACAGAGCCAUCUCGGGCUCCUACAGCUACACAUGGCUGUCCUCCCGACUGGACCGUAACCUCAUCACGGUGAUCACCGGCCAGGUGGUGGAGACCUUUGACCAGCAGUUCCGCGACCUCUACCUGACCUCCAGGGGGGUCUCCCUCAGCAAGGUCCCCUUCGGAGAGGAACCCGCCCCCGACCCGGUCCUCUACUCGGCCCCGGUGCCCGUCUCCGCCGCGGUGGCCCGCAAGCUCAUCAACCCCAAGUACGCCCUGGUGACCGGCGGCAAGCACGCCAGCCCCGGCUCCUCUGACCAGAACUCCAGCAACAAGACGGCCUCCAAGAACCCCUUGGGGCUGAUCAUGCUGAAGGGGCGCAUCAGGGAGGAGGUGGAGGCCCCCCCGCUGCACCCCGGACUGGCCCACCUGGAGAAGGCCUACAUGAUCAACUACCUGCCCACCUGGCCCGAGCCGGACCCGCCCCGCGACGUGAUCGGCUUCAUCAACAUCCGGGAUGACAAGCGGGCCCACCAGGUGCAUCUGCAGCGGUCCGAGAUGUUCGAGACCAGCCAGGCCAUACGCUUCAGCUCGCCCUUCACCCCCAACCCCGAGCCCGAGCUGGCGGCCCCGGCCGUGCCCCGCACCGACCUGGGGCCCUUUCAGACUCAUGACGUCCCCGCUGCCCCGACGGAGCCCGGCGUGCGGCCCGUGGCGGAGCCGACGCACGGCCCGCCCGACCCGGAGCCCGCCGAUCAGAUAGAUGCCGUCGCGCCGCCCCCCGCGGACACCGCCCCGCCCCGAGGAAAGCCCCCGUCCAGGGACCCUUCGCCCCCGAGGGCAUCGGAAGCCGAGGACCAUUCAGACAGUUUGUCGUCGAUAGAGGCCUCCGAACCGGCCGCGGAGGAGCCCACGGACGCCGCUGUGGUGACGCCCCCCGUCCCCAAACCGCGGACGCUGCAGCUGGUCAUAGAGCAGCCCCACCCCUCGGCGCCGUCCAGCCUGCCCCAGAUCAGCCUGGUGAGGAAGAUCCACAUACCGGAGAUCAACGCGCAGCAGGCGGCGGACGAGUCGUCGGCGGGGGCCCGCGGCCGCCUCGUGUCCCACCGCGGGGAGAAGGACAGCGCCGACGGCAGCCAGGACAGCACCAAGGUGAUGUGCGACGACCCGCCCGCCCACGAGAACCCCUCCAGCGUCUCCACCGCGUCGGAGGGGGAGGAGUUCUACGAGUGCAACCCGUCGGAGCCCGGCGACGGCCUGACCAACGGCGGCACCACGGGGUCCGGCCACGGCGGUCGCCACGGCGACGGGCUCAACGUCAUGGCCCGCUUCUCCCAGAGCAUGCUGGACCUGCGUCCUCCCAGCAAGCAGGAGGACGGGCGCUCCCUGAUUCAGCAGUCGCAGCUGCUCCGCAGGGGGUCGCAGCAGUCGCCCGGCAGACACAUAGGGCAGUUGUUCCAGUCCUCAAGGUCACCAGGUCGGGGGCCAAAGGUCAUCGUGGCCAAACCAGGAAGCCACCACAGGCCGGGGAACUCCUCGACCCGUGUGAUCGGAGGGCAUCGUUACUGGCAGGGUCUAGGGCAGCAAACGCAUGUGGACAGUGACCGCGCGCGAGCAAGCCGGUCGCCACGACGACACAGCCCCGGCUACAGGAAGGAAGGCAACGCCGGCUCCACGGCGCAGGCGACGCCUUCCAACCCCACGGGGUUACUGGGGGUCUCCUUCUCAAAGCUGGGACACCUGAAGCACCUGAAGACGCGGGCCGGAGGGGUCCAGAAAAAGGCCUCUUAUAGCUAGAGCGAGGUCCAGAAGGAAGCCUCUCAUAGUUGGAGCAAGGGCCAGCUCCACGGGACAAAAUGAUAUCAUCGCCGGGAUCAAUCUCGGAUUGAAUGUGAAUGAAUUUGACUUUAAGGACACGGUGACUCAAUCAAUAUUAUUACAUAGGAGGAUCUUAUCUGUCUCUGGGCGUGUGGUUGUAAGCAUGCGAUGCAAACGUGUCAAUAGUUUCUGAACCAUGACCGUGGUUGUUAACACAGAGCCAGGAAACCUGUUUAUUAUUUGCUUGAUGUUGAUUGGUUACUGGAGCUAUGGAGGCUGUGUUAUUCAAACUGCCUCUGAACUCAUGUGGUGUGUUGACUUGACGCGUGUCUAAUCGCAUCGAGCUGGCAGAAUGAAAAAAAAAAAACAUGUUGACAGGGGGGAGGGGGACAAAGAGUGAACAUACUGUACUGUAAAUAAAAACAUGCCAUUGUUAAGUGUAGCUCUUCUUUGAAAUCAAAAGAUUAAAAAAAACACGCGCUGCAUUUGUAUAGACAACACAAAUGCAAGUUCCCACAUUGUUGUCCAUUCUGAACCCUGUGUGUGUGUGUGUGUGUGUCUGUGUGUGUCUCUGUGCGUGUGUACCUGGUCCGUACACCAGUACCAGGUGGCUAGUAUAGUGAGCCCCAGGGUCAUGCCGGGCCAGGGCAGGUCCCCGGUGGUGGCGUCCCUGAACAGGUGCAUGGCGUCCUCCCGGGGCAGGUGGCAGGUGCUGUUGGGGAUGAUCUUGCUGGGGAUGGCCAGGCUGUACACCUUCUCCAGGUUACUGUAGCCCCCGAUCUCGUUAAACGCUGUGGACGACACACACACACACACACACACACACACACACGCACACACAUACACACAGUGUUCAUUAGGAACAUGUUUUCUUUGUGACUCAUUUGAUUAGGGUGAACACUGAAAAAUAAGGGUACAUUAAUGACAAUUAACAUUUGUUAACACGUUUAAGUAAUGCAUUAAUAAGCAUUAUUAUAUAUCAUUAGCAUAGGGUAAGAGGUAUGGCUAGGGUUAGUUAGUAAGGGUAAACCCCUAACCCUAUUAAAUAAUGUAUAAAUGAACACCUUGGUUUUAACAGUAACACCAUUACUAAACAGCAACACCAUUCAUCAAUAAUUACUAGACUAGAUUACCUUACUGUUGAUAAACUGUCAGUUAAUAUUAAACUGAAAAGAACUUUGAUUAAAGUUGAUUGAAUUGAACUAACGCCCCCUUAUUGUAAAGGGUUACACGUGAUCUACUAGCUAAGGAGGAUCCCAGGCUGGCCUACCAGUGAUAGUGAGGAUGAUGGCUCCUACAAGCAUGAUCACUGUCUGCAGGGUGUCGGUGUAGAUGACAGCCGCCAGCCCCCCUGAAGACACCACAUGGGAGGAAGUGUGGAAAGGUACGCUGGAAUAUUACCUCCAUCAAAAUGAUGUACAUCAGA
Molecule: messenger RNA, 4783 nt
Organism: Gadus chalcogrammus (walleye pollock)
Lineage: Eukaryota; Metazoa; Chordata; Actinopteri; Gadiformes; Gadidae
Gene: sack1gb
Product: protein FAM83G
Exons: 5
Coding region: 808-3336 (842 amino acids)
Source: RefSeq, a predicted model, not a curated record